This is a messenger RNA of Monoraphidium neglectum, 1107 nucleotides long. RefSeq lists its product as hypothetical. NCBI's taxonomy places the organism in Eukaryota, Viridiplantae, Chlorophyta, Chlorophyceae, Sphaeropleales, Selenastraceae. The record is from RefSeq and is a predicted model, not a curated record. The transcript has 8 exons. The coding region runs from base 1 to 1107 and encodes 368 amino acids.
AUGUUCGCCAGCAUCAAAUCACCGGUGUCCUUCGACGGCCAGGCCCGCCUCACCCUGAAGCCACGGCUCGGCGCCCCGCCCUUGCUUGCCUCGCGCUACGCGCGCGCCGCCGCCGCUCCUUGGCGCGCGCCCCGCGCGCCUGCCGCCGCGUCCUUCCUGGGAGAGGCUCCAGACCUCUCGUUUUACGAGCUGCUGGGGGUGCAUCCCACCGCGGACAACAAGACGAUAAAAAAGGCGUACUAUGACCUCAUCCGAGAGGUCCACCCAGACACCGCCCUGGCCAACAGCCUGUCCUCGUCAGCCGGCGGCGAGCUGGACGCUUACUACGACACGACAGAUCUGUGCGUCAUCCUCAAUGAGAUCUACCAGACACUCACUGACUCUGAGUCAAGGGCCACCUACGACGCCCUUGUGGGGUUCAGCGUUGAGAGCGUCAACCCCUUCUUUGACGAGAGCUUUGAGAAAGACCAGGUCUUUGUGGACGAGGUGUCGUGCAUAGGCUGCGGCAAGUGUGUGCGCGCCUGCACGCGGGCUUUCGUAAUUGAAGGCUCAACGUACGGCCGCGCCCGCGUAAUCAACCAACCCCAGGGCCCAGACCAGCAGGAGGAGGUCCAGAUUGCAAUGGAGACCUGCCCCGUGGACUGCAUCCAUUGGGUGUCCUCGCCGCAGCUGUCCCUCCUGGAGACUGCCCUCUCCAAGAUGGACCGCGUCGAUGCUUUCGUGAUGAUGCGCCGCGGCGGCCUGGCCGUCUCUGUAUUCCACGAGGCCUCGAAGGCCUGGCACCGCCGCCAGGCCGCCGCCCGCGCGCGCGUGCAGGCGCGCGCCGGCACGACGGCGGCGACCGCGGGCUUCGGCGGCGCCCCCGGCGCCGGCAAGGGGCCGUGGGGCGGGCUGGCGGGGGUGUUCAAUCAGCAUGUCGACUGGAGCGGCGCAAAGGAGGCGACCGGGGGGCCUGGGUACGCAGGCGAGGGGGCCGACGGCGGCUCGGGGCGGCGGCCGAGCGAGGCGGCGCGCGUGGCCAAGCUCGCGGCGCAGGCGGCGCAGAGCGCGCGGCUGUGGCGGAUGGCGAACGAGGCAAGGGGCCCGACGAAGAUCCUCAGCGACUGA